Messenger RNA from Procambarus clarkii (red swamp crayfish), 772 nucleotides. Its product is annotated as sodium/calcium exchanger regulatory protein 1. The record is from RefSeq and is a predicted model, not a curated record. Gene Ontology annotation, biological process: fatty acid transport. Gene Ontology annotation, cellular component: nucleus; cytosol. NCBI's taxonomy places the organism in Eukaryota, Metazoa, Arthropoda, Malacostraca, Decapoda, Cambaridae. Gene Ontology annotation, molecular function: fatty acid binding.
GAUGGAGCCGCUCCACCACCAGUCCCGUGUCAGCACCGGCCCCGCACACACUCACUCCCUCGCUCCGGCUCUUAACUAGUCAAAAAAUGGCCAAGAUUGCAGGAAAGUACAAGAUGGAAUCGUCUGAGAACUUUGACGAUUUCAUGAAGGCCCUGGGUGUGGGUCUAGUGAUGAGGAAGAUGGGCAAUGCAGCCACUCCAACAGUUGAAAUUUCCUUGGAGGAUGAUGUAUACACAAUGAAGACUACCACCACCUUCAAGACAACGGAAGUAAAGUUCAAACUUGGUGAAGAGUUUGAAGAGACCACUGCUGAUGGCCGAAAUGUGAAGUCGACCAUCACCCUUGAAGGUAACAAAAUGAUCCAUAAUCAGAAGGGUGACGAAGAGAAAAAGGAGAAGAGUUCAGUUCUCACUCGUGAGUUUACGGAUACUGAAAUGCUUAUGGAGUGUAAAGUAGAUGACAUUGUGUGCAAGAGGGUCUACAAACGUCUGGAUUAAGUGACUUGGGAUAUUAACCUGGACACCUUGAGAAAAAGCAAUGGCUUUACUUAUUGGUGUACUGAAAGUUUGUGUAACUAUUGCUGUGAAAGUAUAAUCUCUGGCUGUCUUUAAUAUAUGAUCUUUAUCAAGGAUACAUGCACAUUAAUCUGCAUAUUUUGCUCAAUUUUUUUUUAAUGGCCUCCAUUACAUCUUGAUUUCAACUCAAAUGUUUGAUCAUGCCUAAUUUAAGGAUGUCACUAUUUUGUAGACUUUAUAUUAAAUUUCCAUCUUGA